UGUUCCGCCGUCGCGGCCUCCGAUCUCCGAUUGUUCUUCUCUACACCGCCAUGGCUGCACCCGAUGGCGAUGGAGUGAUCCUUUCCGAUCUAUCGCAGAGAGUGGACAAGGAAAAGCGCCCUCGAUGCUUACCAGAAAAUCAUCGGUUCCGGAUCCGUCCACCCAUCCACCACCCCAGCUUCAUGGACGAUCCUCCCCCCGAAUCGAUCGUCCUCGACGCCCAGGCCUACCUCGACGACCGCACCAAUGCCUCCACCGCCGAGGGCUGCACGGCCCGCGGCCAUCGCAUCAAGGUGACCUUCUGGAUUUCACACCCACCGCGCGUGUCAUAUUUCACCGUGCACUUUCCGGAUCUCCCUGAACCCUCGGGCAAGAUCGGCGAGUUGCCCCGGAUCGUCCGCACCGACGGCGACCUCGUCCUACUCCGUGUGUCCGUCUGCCCUCCCGGUCUCCGCCUCCGCCCGGAAUUCAAUGACCACAUCAUCUACCGGGCCGGCAGCAAGACGCUUCAGGUACUCCCCCGCAAUCCAGACCGCAAGCGCUUACCUUGUGACGAGCAAGUUGGUCUCCUCAAUUGCCAUGACGACACCGGCAGGUUCUUCGUAGCCGCUCUCUCUUCAGUUUACCGCCGUGGGCAUUACAAGCUCGAGCUGUACGAUUCCAGGAAACGCAUAUGGAGCACCAAGCCCAUGUAUGUUGAGUCGUCGCAGGCUCAUGACUACUCUUUCACUAGCACAACCAAAGUGAUCACCAUCGGAGGGAAACGAGGUUCAAUCGGCUUCGUUGACCUCUUGCAGGGUAUCCUCAUCUGUGAUGUGCUUAUGGGGGAUGACAAUAUCCUUCGCUACAUCCGGUUGCCCUUUCUCAUGGCUCCGAACAAGUUGUGCCGAGACCCUCCGACGUGCGAUCGGGACAUCACCGUCAGUCAGGGCUACAUCAAGUACUUUGAUAUGUGUGUUCAUGCUGAGCCUGGCUCGUGCAUUGGCACCUCCUACACUUCCCAAGACUGGGAGGCCGCCACAUGGAAAUGGGUGGAUUCUGAGAAGAAUUGGCACAUGGAGUACAGGCUCAAAGCUUCCAAUGUCCUGGUGGACAAGAGUCACUAUGAAUUGCUUCCUAAUCCUCUUCAUCCCCAUGGGCCUACAGAGAUGAAGCCAACUUUGAGUAGACUCCAUGUGGGCCAUCCUGCUCUGAGCAUGCAUGAUGAUACUGUGUACAUCAUGGCCAAGGUUCACCACAUGGACAGCCAUAAGGCGUGGAUGCUUGCUGUUGAUAUGAGGAACAAGACUCUAAAUGGAGUGGCUGAUUUCAGGCCUGAAAGAACCUAUCGUUUCGAUUUGACGUACCUUCAAAGCAAGAUCUCCAAGCAUCUGGCCAAAAGGUCUUCCAACAGGUAACUAUUAUACGUGAGCGCGCCUAUUUGUAUCUCUAGUCGCGUAGAGGCCCGUUAACCUGCUGUUUUCUGGAAUUAAUAAUUAUGCAGUUCAACUAAUACGUAUAUGUGCUUGACAGUCUGUCACUUUGAAGGAGAAGUUUGUCAUCAUCUGUUGAAGUUUCGGACUACUGCUGAUCAACGAAGGCAAGAUAUGGUUUAUGCCACUUAAUAUUUAUGGAGUCUGUUAGUGCCCCAUUUGGCACAAAGAUCAUGCUCUUAGUGGGCAUGAGUUACAGGGCGGUUGCACCAAGGUGAUGGGAGCAUUUGCUACAUGAUUCAGAAGUUGGGGCAUUGGAACAGAGAGUACUGGACUUGAAGAUAUUGAAGGUGUAUGAGUAAAGAUAGUGAUGUGGACCAUGUUUGAGCAAUAUUCUGAUUAUGUUUGAUGUGUCUUGCUGAACUAUCUCAUGCUUUUCGAUCCUCUCAACUGUUAAGACUCCAUAAUUGGUCUGUUUAAUACUUUUUUUUAUCUA
Messenger RNA from Brachypodium distachyon (stiff brome), 1908 nucleotides. RefSeq lists its product as uncharacterized. The record is from RefSeq and is a predicted model, not a curated record. NCBI's taxonomy places the organism in Eukaryota, Viridiplantae, Streptophyta, Magnoliopsida, Poales, Poaceae. The transcript is spliced from 2 exons. The coding region runs from base 51 to 1397 and encodes 448 amino acids.